Galeopterus variegatus (Sunda flying lemur) is the source of this 3985-nucleotide messenger RNA. RefSeq names its product corin, serine peptidase (gene CORIN). Gene Ontology annotation, molecular function: protein binding; serine-type endopeptidase activity. Gene Ontology annotation, cellular component: membrane. Bases 1 to 2712 code for a protein of 903 amino acids. Gene Ontology annotation, biological process: acrosome reaction; peptide hormone processing; regulation of blood pressure. The record is from RefSeq and is a predicted model, not a curated record. NCBI's taxonomy places the organism in Eukaryota, Metazoa, Chordata, Mammalia, Dermoptera, Cynocephalidae. The transcript has 19 exons.
AUGAACAUCACCCACAGCCAAUGUCAGAUGCUGCCCUACCAUGCCACACUAACACCUCUCGCCUCAAUUAUCAAAAACAUGGACAUGGAGAAGUUCCUCAAGUUCUUCAUGUACCUCCAUCGCCUCAGUUGCUAUCAACACAUCAUGUUAUUUGGCUGUAGCAUUGCCUUCCCUGAGUGCAUCAUGGAUGGUGAUGACAGUCAUGAACUCCUGCCCUGUAGGUCUUUCUGUGAGGCUGCAAAAGAAGGCUGUGAAUCAGUCCUGGAGAUGGUGAAUUACUCCUGGCCUGAUUUCCUCAAAUGCUCUCAGUUUAGAAACCAAACUGAAAACAGCAAUGUCAGCAGGAUUUGUUUCUCACCACAGGAGGAAAAAGGUAAGCAAUUGCUCUGCGAUGGGGGCAAGGGCUUUCUGUGUGCCAGUGGAAUCUGCAUCCCCAGGAAACUGCAGUGUAAUGGCUACAAUGACUGUGACGACUGGAGCGACGAGGCUCACUGCAACUGCAGUGAGAAUCUGUUUCACUGUCACACAGGAAAGUGCCUUAAUUACAGCCUUGUGUGUGAUGGAUAUGACGACUGUGGGGAUCUGAGUGAUGAGCAAAACUGCGAUUGCCAUCCCACAACGGAGCAUCGCUGUGGUGAUGGGCGCUGCAUCACAAUGGAGUGGGUGUGUGAUGGUGACCAUGACUGUGUGGACAAGUCCGACGAGGUCAAUUGCUCCUGUCACAGCCAGGGUCUGGUGGAAUGCAGAAAUGGACAGUGUAUCCCCAGUACUUUCCAGUGUGAUGGCGACGAGGACUGUGAAGAUGGGAGUGAUGAGGACCACUGCAGUGACAGUCAGACUCCAUGUCACGAAGGUAACCAAAGAUGCCUCUACAAUUCCUGCCUCGAAUCAUGUGGUGGUAGCUCUCUGUGUGACCCUAGCAACAGUCUGAAUAACUGUAGUCAAUGUGAACCAGUUACACUGGAACUCUGCAUGAACUUGCCCUACAACUACACAAAUUAUCCAAAUUACCUUGGCCACGAGACUCAAAAGGAAGCGUCUAUCAGCUGGGAGUCCUCUCUCUUCCCUGCUCUUGUUCAAACCAACUGCUACAAGUAUCUCAUGUUCUUUGCUUGCACCAUUUUGGUACCAAAGUGUGAUGUGAACACAGGCCAGCGUAUCCCCCCUUGCAGAAUACUGUGUGAGCACUCCAAAGAACACUGUGAGUCUGUGCUUGGGAUCGUGGGUCUACAGUGGCCUGAAGACACAGAUUGUGAUCAAUUUCCAGAGGAAAAUUCAGACAAUCAAACCUGCCUAAUGCCUGAUAAAGAUGUGGAAGAAUGCUCACCUAGUCACUUCAAGUGCCGCUCGGGACGGUGUGUUCUGGCCUCCAGAAGAUGUGAUGGCCAGGCUGAUUGUGGUGAUGACAGUGAUGAAGAAAACUGUGGUUGUAAAGAGAGAGAUCUUUGGGAAUGUCCAUCCAAUAAACAAUGUUUGAAGCAGACAGUGAUCUGUGAUGGGUUUCCAGAUUGUCCUGAUAACAUGGAUGAAAAAAAUUGCUCAUUUUGCCAAGAUGAUGAGCUGGAAUGUGCAAACCAUGCGUGUGUGUCACGAGAUCUGUGGUGCGAUGGUGAAGCAGACUGCUCAGACAGUUCGGAUGAAUGGGACUGUGUGACCCUCUCUAAAAAUGCGAACUCCUCUUCAUUACUGACUGUUCACAGAUCUGCCACAGAACACCAUGUGUGUGCUGAUGGCUGGCAGGAGAUGUUGAGUCAGCUGGCCUGCAAGCAGAUGGGUUUAGGAGAACCAUCUGUGACCGAAUUGAUACAGGAACAGGAGCAAGACCAGCAACGGCUGUCGUUACAGUCUGACUGGGAAAGCCGCAAUGGGACCACUUUGCAGGAACUGCUGGUAAAUGGGCAGUCUUGUCAGAGCAGAAGUAAGGUUUCUCUACUGUGUACUAAGCAAGACUGUGGGCGCCGCCCUGCUGCCCGAAUGAACAAGAGGAUCCUCGGGGGUCGGACGAGUCGCCCAGGAAGGUGGCCGUGGCAGUGUUCUCUGCAGAGUGAACCCAGUGGGCACAUUUGUGGCUGUGUCCUCAUUGCCAAGAAGUGGGUUCUGACAGUCGCCCACUGCUUUGAAGGGAGAGAGAAUGCCGCCAUUUGGAAAGUGGUUCUGGGCAUCAACAACCUAGACCACCCUUCGGUGUUCAUGCAGAUGCGCUUGGUGAAGACCAUCAUCCUGCACCCUCGCUACAGUCGAGCAGUGGUGGACUAUGACAUCAGCAUUGUCGAGCUAAGUGAAGACAUCAAUGAGACAAGCCAUGUCCGGCCCGUCUGCUUGCCCAGCCCGGAGCAGUCAGUAGAGCCUGAUACGUACUGUUACAUCACAGGAUGGGGCCACAUGGGCAACAAAAUGCCUUUUAAGCUGCAAGAGGGAGAGGUCCGCAUUAUUUCUCCGGAGCAGUGUCAGUCCUACUUUGAUGUGAAGACCAUCACCACCCGGAUGAUAUGUGCGGGAUAUGAGUUUGGCACGGUUGACUCAUGCAUGGGUGACAGCGGUGGGCCUCUUGUUUGUGAGCAGCGUGGAGGACAGUGGAUAUUAUUUGGUUUAACUUCAUGGGGCUCCGUCUGCUUUUCCAAACUCCUGGGGCCUGGAGUUUAUAGCAAUGUGUCAUACUUCGUCGAAUGGAUUGAAAGACAAAUAUAUAUCCAGACCUUUCUCCUAAACUAAUUCCAAGGAUGAUCAGAGACUUCUACCAUCUACACUCAAAAAAAAACGCCUUCUUGACUGUAAACAGUUUCCUGCAGAGAGCUUUUCAUGGACAGGGAUGCUCCACAGUGCACUGCAAAUUUUCAUGUUUGUUUUGGGUUAAUUUUAUUCAACUGUUGUUUUCAACUUUAUUUUUCUGUUAUUUCAAGUUCCAUGAAAGGCUUUUAAAUAAAACAAAACAAAGCAGAUUUUGUUCUUUUGCCAAGGCCUAACCUUGACUACAACAUGAAAUUAAACUCCAGAGAGAUUUAAAAUAAUGCAGGCAUUAGGGUAACAGGUUCCCUUUUAUCCUAUCACAAAAGUGAUAUUGAGAUCCAGUCUGACUCUGUCAGUUUGUUUCUCAGGCACAGUAGCUUAGUGGCAAAUUUCAAUAUUAACAUUGGAAACCUGCUCUUGAUUUAUUAAAAGCCAAGAUAACUUACAUGCUUAAAUUAUUUACUAUUACUCUUCUAAAGUUUGCAUAAUUCUGAAAACUUAUGAAAGACAGAGGUAAAAGACGAAUAGCAUCCAUUUAGGUAGAUUAAAUAGCAAGACAAAUGCUUAAUUCUUUCGACAUCAAUAUUAACAGUUGGCAUUAUAGGACCGCCCAUUCUGGAUUUAAAUCGAGGCUGUAGUUUCAUAGAGAAGUCUCCCUAGAAUUUUCCCCAUAGUGGAGUUUGUUAAAUGGAGUAAAACAUCCUGUAAUUUUUCUCAAAAGAUGUUUAACAUCUGGUCUUGCCAUUUCUUCUCAUUGAUAAUCAAAUUUUUAAAGAUUCUUUAAAGCACUAGGCCACUUUAUGUAAAUCAAUUUCUGAAGCAAUUAGUGGUUAAAAGUAUUUUUCCCCGCUACAAAGCUUCAAAACACAAAUCUUCAUAUACACCUAAUUUAAAUAGUCAGGUAUCCAUUUUGCAAAAUCCAAAUGCCUUUUGAACCUCCACCAGCAACCUGGGCUGCCACAGCAUUCCAAUAGAGACUACCUGCAAUUUUAUACAUGUAUUUUUGUAUUCUUUUCUAUGUGUAAACAUAUUUGAAAUUCAAAAAAUUGUUUUAACACUUGUCAUGUUAUUCACUUACUGUCUUUGUAUAAACCUAGUGAGCGUGAAAUCUAGCAAUUGUGGUCACAAUUUUAUGAAAGUUUAAGAACGUCAGUUUUGUUACAGUUGUAGAUAUGUAUUCAUAUGUAACAACUUUUAGCUUUACUCAACUUAUGUUCAGUGAAAUAUACACAUUGUAUUUAUUUUACAUAAUUCUUAA